AUGUCGGAACAUGUCGGGAGCCUUCUUGAUUCCUAUAGCUUCUCCUGGUUAGCCGCGGGAUAUGCAGUUGCAGUAACUAACCAGGAUGAAAGAGCGGCAGCGGCUUCUGAAAAUCUGUCUUCUGGGUCAAAUUACUUUUUACUGCCACUUUCUUCCUCGCAAAACACUAAUAACUCAGAUUUUUCUACAUAUGAUACCAGCUCGUUUAAUUUGUCAACCCCCUACCCGUCGGAGUUCUCGUCAUCAUUCGAACGUAGUGACAGAGGAAAUAUGAACGGUUGGCAACUAUUUCUUUCUCAGCAGGUGGCUUCAAAAGCCGCUUUAGCAAAGGCAUUACGCGUACGAUGUAGUUUGUUUAACUGA
This is a messenger RNA of Haemonchus placei, 363 nucleotides long. NCBI's taxonomy places the organism in Eukaryota, Metazoa, Nematoda, Chromadorea, Rhabditida, Trichostrongylidae. The record is from the annotation of a GenBank genome assembly.